Messenger RNA from Paramecium sonneborni, 1321 nucleotides. Lineage: Eukaryota; Ciliophora; Oligohymenophorea; Peniculida; Parameciidae. The record is from the annotation of a GenBank genome assembly.
AUGGAUUUAAAUUCAAAUAUAGAAUUUCCCUCUAAUCUCACAUCAGAUGGAUUAAUUCAAUUGAAAAGAGAGCAAGUGAGAAAUUCAUAAAGAAAAGAGGACAUUCAAAAUAAAUUACUCUAAAAACGAUAACAAUAUAUCUAUUAAUAUGAAUAAUUGUAUUUGAAAUAAUAAGAACUAAAAAAAGAGGUGUGUUUUUUUUAUAUUUUAAGGAACUUGCCUUAGUCUUCAAUAAAUCUAUUGAAGAAGUCAAUGACCACUUCUAUUUAAAUGAAAUAUCAGCAGCACUUGAGAUUAUGGUCAAUUUAGAAUCCAAGCUUGAAAAUCUCAUAGAUAUCCCAGAACAAUUCUGUGUUAGUUCAUUUACUAAUCUUUUAAAUUAACUAGCACCUUAGUUGUUAGCUAAUACUCAAUUAGAAUACUUUCUUCUAACACUAUCUUUUGAUUCAAUAAAUAUCAUCCUAUUUCCUUAAGAAUAGUCUAUAAUGAAUGAGUACUAAUCAAAAACUCUGGAAUUACUCAAAAAAGAGAAACAUAGACAUUCGUAACACUUUCUUAUCAAAUUAUAUUAAAAUAAUUCUGAUUGGUUUUAAGCGGUUCUUUUUUAAGAGUACUAAUAAAUCAGUAAAUAAUUAUUUGAACUAUUACUCAAAAAUAUUGAUAAUGAUAUAGUUUGGCUUAUACUGUUCUAAUUAAAAUUUGUUCCCUAUGAUAAUUAAAUCUUUUCAACAGUACUCAAAAAUUACUAAAAAAAAAAUGCUUUCUUACUCAUAAGAAAGACUCUAUGUUAAGAAGAAUACUAAUAAAAAUACAUUCAAUCAAAUAUAUUUUUUAUCUUUACCUAAGCUCUAUAAUCAACAGAGAAUAAACAAUAUUAUUUAAAUGAAAUUAUAGAUUGUAUUCUAAGCAUUUGUUGUGUAUUUAUAUUCACUAAUUCAAUAGCUUAAAUUUGAAUUAUUUGAGAUAGUUAUUACUUCUGGCCUAGCCCUUGUGAUAUCUGCUUAACCUGUAGAUCUUUUCACUGUCGAAGUAGCCAAUUUUAUUUAUUUUAUAGGGAAUCUAAAAUUUAUAACGAAUUGUCUAUUGGAUGUGCAGUGGUAAGAGUGAACUAUUGAGUUAACACAUCAAAACAGGAGUAUGGUUUUAGACAAUCUUUUUAAUCUUAUUGAAAUAGUAAUUGAAUCAUAUUGUCUAAAUUAAUACCUUAGAAAUUUUAAAAUAGUAGUUUAAGUCAGAUUUAGGUUGUUAUUUUAAAGAAUUCUUCAGAAUAACAUAUUCAGUGCCUGAUAAUAUUAAGAUGCUGAUAGAAAAAUACUUAUGA